Messenger RNA from Toxotes jaculatrix (banded archerfish), 3254 nucleotides. It is a transcript of the gene ncoa5, whose product is annotated as nuclear receptor coactivator 5. Gene Ontology annotation, molecular function: RNA binding. The transcript is spliced from 12 exons. Gene Ontology annotation, cellular component: nucleoplasm. Gene Ontology annotation, biological process: regulation of signal transduction. Lineage: Eukaryota; Metazoa; Chordata; Actinopteri; Toxotidae. Bases 395 to 2269 code for a protein of 624 amino acids. The record is from RefSeq and is a predicted model, not a curated record.
GUAGUAGCUGUGGCCACAGAAGAAGAAGAAGAGGAACUCGCUUCUAGCUGCAGUGAAAUAAGCAGUAGAAGAAGUGCAGCUUCGUGAGAUUGUAGUGAUACGGUCGUUGGUAGUUUGCGGCCUUGAGCGACUGAAAACGGAGAUAAAAUACACGUUGAAGUCACUUGGGGUUUUUAAAUUAUGUGGACACUGAAUCCAGCUCAUCAGGGUUCAAGUUAAGCUUUUGCUCCCCUAAAACUCUUCAUCCUUCGAAGGAAUUUUAUCUCUUCUUUUAACUCACUGGCGUGUUUCAGGACUGUGGACAACAAUUUAAAGACGAUUAGCAAACGAAACAAACUUUUUCAAAUAUUUGAGACGAGCGAAGAAAGAAACCUGUAAACCUCUGGAACGAGUCAUGUCUCGCAGAAGAAGCCGCAGCACAUCACCGGGGCGUUAUUCGCGCUCCUGCAGCAGUAAUGAUCCUCGGGAUUUGGAGAGAAGGAUUUUUGUUGGGAAUUUGCCGACCUCCGACAUGGAAAAGAAGGAUUUGGAAGACCUGUUCAGCCCAUAUGGGAAAAUAGUCGGCGUAUCCAUGUUUCGUGGGUUUGGAUUUGUACAAUUUGAACGAGUUGAGGAAGCCGAAGCUGCAAAGGCGGCCCAAAAGGGUCGAAUAUAUAAAGGUUAUAAAAUAGAUGUAAAUAUGGCAGUGGAGAGACGGCAAGCUAAACCUCAAUCCCAGCAGAGCCCUCCACGAAGGGCCCCAUAUGGCAGUUAUGGGGAGAGCAAAGAACCCCGGCCUCGGUCCCGUUCACCCGUUUAUGGGCGCGAUGGACGUGAACCUCGGGAUAGCCGCGAUGGUCGGGACUCGGGUAGAGAGCCGAGGCCGGGUGGCCACUCUCGUGACCAUGACUACCGGUACCGUAGCUCAGAGAGCAGAGACAAGGACCUAAGAGGUGACCCACGGGAUCCUCCAUACAGGGAAGACUAUGACAGAUACUACCGCAGUGGCAGUGGUGCAGAGGACUAUUACAGAAGGAAGGAUGAACCCUACAGGGACCCUUACAGAGAUCCCUGGAAUGGACGCCGUGAGCCAGAGGAUGAUCGUGCUCGACCAGAAGAGCGUCGACGGAAUGAAUUGUAUCGACAGUACUAUGAAGAACUCCAGCGGCGCUACGACACCGACCGCCCUGUUGACUGCUCAGUCAUUGUUGUCAACAAGGCGCAAAAUAGGGAGUAUGCUGAGACAGUUGGGCGGAAGGUCCGUGAUUUGGGCAUGGUGGUGGACCUGAUCUUCCUCAACACAGAAGUGUCACUAACCCAGGCUCUGGAGGAUGUAGGCCGAGCCCGCACUCCAUUUGCCAUCAUCAUUACCCAGCAGCACCAGGUUCACCGGUCCUGCACUGUCAACAUCUUGUUCGGCACACCGCAAGAGCAUCGAAACAUGCCGAUGCAGGAUGCCAUGAUGCUAGUUGCCCACAACUAUGACGCUUACAAAGUUGAAAACCGUGAAAAAGAACGUGAGGAAAUCGCCAGAAAGGCUGCCAAGAUGGCAGAUGAUGUAUUACUCAGAGAGCCGGACAGAGAGAGCCACCCCAUUUCUGUGCUCACUGCCAUCACGCUGCUGUCUGAAAACAGAUUUGUAACCCCAGAUGAACUGGAUAGUCUCAUUGCAUACCUGAAGGACAAAAGAGCCCGGCUGGUAAGAAGCGCUGCUGACCUUCUUUCAGCUGCAAUUCAUAUUCCAGCUCCUGCAGAUGUUCCACCAUCAGCUGCAGGACUGCCUCCUUCUGCCCAUUCAACUCACACACCCCAACAGUCCAGCCAUCUUGGCCUAUCUGCUGGUGCAGGCGCCUCAGCUAACCCCAGCCAUCAGCAGGAGCUGCAGGCUAAAAUCCUCAGCCUGUUCAACAGCGGCACUGGAGCGUCUGUAGGCGCUGCUGGCAUGCCCUCUGCUGCCUCCCAGCCACAGGCCUACAGCUCCCUUGGCCCUCCCUCCUCCCAAAACCCACCUCGCUCAGCCAUGCCUGGGCCCCCUCAAGCCAGCCCCCAGGGUUACGGCACCCCGCCGGGCCGCAUGCAAGUUGCACCUGGUGGUCAAAGACCCCCCACCUCUGCUUCAGGUAUCAAUUUUGACAACCCUAGUGUCCAGAAAGCUCUUGACACACUCAUUCAGAGCGGACCGUCUCUUAACCACCUGGUGGGUGCUGGGGCCUCUCAGCAGGCAACCCCCAGAUCAGCACCCGGCAUGGGCCAGGUCCCAACAAUGUCCAUGUAUCCCCGACACUACUGAUCGGGCGUAGAAAAAGAUUAGUUCUCCUAAUGUGAGGUCCACCUCUCCUUCUGAUACAGUUAGACACCACAUAAAUUCUCUGUGAAGUGAAUUUACCAGCUGUGUAUAGGUAGACAGUAUGUCGGGAUGUUUUUGUAAACGCUUUAAAAUUUUUUUUUUUUUUUAAAUUUUAAUUUAAUCUUUUUAUUCUGGUCAUUGUUCUCAGAUUGUUAAAUCUGAUGACUUGUACAGACUACUUGAUGGUCUGUAUUUUCAAUUAUUAACUAGAAGAUAAUUACUGGGCCUUCUUACAUGUGAGUUAAAUGAAGUUGCAUGUGUGAAGUAUAUUUUGGUUCUUUUCCAGCUGUGUGUUUUAUAGUUUUGCACAGUGUCUUUUAAUUUGUAACACAGUUUUCGUUGUCAAAGCAGAAGACAUGAUUAAAAACUCAAGACACAAUUGCUGUAAUAAAAUGGUAUUGGUUUAUUGCAUUUUGUGCUGACAAAUCUAUAAAAUGGAACGGGUAUCGCCAGAAGCCAUAGAGAUAUGAGCAUUUGAAAUGUAAGAUAAAACUACUUUUUCCUCUUUUUAAUGUACCAUGAAACACAAUAGAGAAUAAUACACUUUUUUUAUUUUAGAAUAUUUAACUUACACUGACACAAAAAAUAAACACCUCCACACUAACUGUACUUGAUUUAUUUACAUGUAGCCCCCUCCCACCCUCGCCCACAACCACCCCUGCCCCCAGCAGUUACAAGUGCACAUGUACACACAUACACACUCCCACAGAACUGAAAGGAACACACUACGGCUUUACCAUAAGACUAGGUACAGUAUCAAGGAAGAGUAAUGAACUGUCUAGAAUGUACAAAAAAAAGUUUUGACACAAGUGUCUUUCUUUGUAUGCUGUGUAUGUGAUCUCUAUCUACAUCCAUUACAUUUUUAAAGCAUCCAUACAAAAUGUUUCCCACAACUCCAGUGAAUUAAAAGCACAGUGACAAGGUUUGU